Molecule: messenger RNA, 530 nt
Organism: Pseudovirgaria hyperparasitica
Lineage: Eukaryota; Fungi; Ascomycota; Dothideomycetes; Acrospermales; Acrospermaceae
Exons: 1
Coding region: 248-484 (78 amino acids)
Source: RefSeq, a predicted model, not a curated record
CUAUUCAGCCACCUACCAGCUACCUGGCUAGCUAGCUAGUUAGCCGUGGAUCACCUGGACCAGGGCGCGAGGAGAAAGGCGAGUCAAGAAAUCAAGAACGACCCAGUCGUGGUAGAAUUGAGCGGUGGGUAUAGGGCUGUGCGGCGUGUAUACGACGACGAUUAAAGGGAGGUGUUGUGGCGAAGAGUAUAAGUGACGACAGCGCAACAAGAUAGGGCAUCCCAUCAGUGUCAGUCAGGAUCCAUACAUGGGCUACGACCAUCACCAUCACCACCACCAACAACAACAACAUCACUACGAUUACCACCACCAACACCACCAACCGCGCAUGCACGUACCUACGUCUGCACCCGUCGACAGCGCCAUCAAGCUUGGCGAUUCGAACGACACGAGACGAAGGCGACAAGACGAGAGACGACAGGGCGACAGUGUACCUGCAUACAGUCUGCGACCGAAAGGCAGCAGGCGAUUGAAUUCGAGUUGAGUUGCGAGUGAGGAGAAGAGUGAUUGGAAAGUGAAGGUUGAGGUUG